CAUGAUGCAGUAUGCUGAGGGACAGUCACCCUUAGACUGUCUUGAGGAGGCUGCCAUCCACUACUCCUCUGCCAUCAAACUCAAGCCUCGUGAUUCCAAACUGCACUAUUUGCUCGGAAGGACUUUGGAAGAGCAUCACUAUGCUGAGGAGAUGUAUGGCCUUAAAAAGAAGGACACUGGCGACGCCCAGGAGCUGGGCAGUGCCAAGACUGCGGGGAGGCUGGAUGAGAUCUUGGCGGUGUGCAAACUCCAUGGCUGCACGGGCACGCCCACGCUGGAGAACAAGCUCAAAGCCCUGGACACGGAGUUCCACCAGCUGAAGGAGCAAGGCCAGUCCACCAAGGCUGAAUAUGUUCAGACCCUCUUCCUCUGGCUCUCCAAGAAGGCUAAAAAGGAUGGCCAGUCCAGCCUUGCAGAUGAGGAGAGCUGGCUGUUCCGAGCCCUUCUCAAGUACCUGGAUGCCUGGUCACUGAGCCAGGACAGCUGGGAACACAACCUGCACGUGGGCCGCCUGCUCCUGCUUCAGGGGAACAGCCGGGAGGCUCUGCAGCAUCUCCAGAACGCCCUGGCACUCAGGCCUUCCCAGCCAGCCCUCAGGUUCUACACAGGCAUGGCUCUGCUCCAGCAAGAUGGGAACUCAGAGAAACAGGAAAAGGAGGCUGCUCUGUACCUCCAGCAAGGGCUGGAAUAUGUCAUGGCCCGAGCCUUAGCUGCCCCAGAACAUGGCAGAGGAGAGAAGCCGGACCACACAGACCCUCUGUCUACUGUCAAUGUCCAGUUCCUCCGUGGAUGCUACAGCCUGGGUACCCUGCUCAGCAGAAAUGCCCCCUCGGGGAGGUCCAUGACUGCAGAGCAAGUCUACCACAUAGUGGUCUCUCUGGCGGCGCAGGGCAUGGCCAGGUGUGUGUGCCGUGGCGAGGUGGCUCAGCAGCUGGAGUGGGUCCUGCUGGACGGCCACUUCGCUCUGCUCCAGGCCCUAAACCAGCAGCAGCCCGGCACGGGGAAACAGGCCUGGUUUGCACAGAGGUGCCAGGCCCUCAGCGCCCUCAUACGCCUCACCUCCAUCACCCCCUGCAGGGAGCUGCUUGACAUACAGGAGAAGCUUGGAGUGGUGACAGCGCCCCGCAGCAGCCAUGCGUUGGGUCUGCUAGGAGUGACCCAGCUGGCCCAGUACGACAGCGAGCCACAGUCCGAACGGGGCCAGGUGGCCUUGGCUGAUGCCUGUCUAAGCUUCCAGGCCAGUAUUGAGUUGGAGGGGUCCUCACAGACUGGAGAUGCCCCUGAGAAGCUAGCAAAGCAGCCGUGGUGGCAGGAGCGUCUGGCUCAGAAGGCGGGGGCUGCCAAGCAGACAGCCAGCAAAUCCACAGGGGCGCCGGGGCCAUCUGAGGCAGGGGCUGCUGGGAAGGGGACCGGGCGUGGGAGGGGAACCCCGGGCAGAGGGGGGGCCGUGGCAGCCGCUGCCAAGUCAGGUGCCGCGUCCCGAGGCGGUAAAGCUGUACCCACUGCCAAACCGGCACCGCCAGCAGCCAGAGGACGGGCUGCAGGGACUCCUCCAGCAAAGGCUGAUGGGGCAGCAAAGGCUCCAGGCAAACCCUCCUCUAAGACCCAGCUCUCUCCCAGCAAGUCCAAACAGGAGUGCAGCGGCCCUCUGGCUAAACCACAGGUGGAUGAGGCUCCAUCAUCAAACACCAGGAUUGCUGGCGUCAUUAACCCUAAAAGCCAUGCACCUCGUCUGGGGCUGGCCAGAGCUCUCACCCGGUCUGCAGAGACCCACCAGGAAGCUUGCAGCCUGUACCAGGAGGUCAUCUCCAUGGCACCAGAGGUCCAUGACGCCUACAUUGAGCUGGCUGAUUUGCUGGUGAAGACAGACCCGCUGGCUGCUGUGGAGGUCUACAGCAGCUUCCCCCUCAGGCCCGCCACCGAGCAGACGUUUGACGACGCAUUCAUCACGGGGGAGAUCGUGCGCAUCCUGAUGAAGCAGGAGCUCUACGACCACCCUUCACUGGGUCCUAACCUCAUCGCCUAUGGGAAGGUCAUGGGCUUAGGCUGUCUUGAAAAAUAUAUUGAUGUCCUGGAGGGCAAGUUCAAGACAAAUCUGUUGAAAAUUAUGUAUGCUGGAAUCCAUGACAAAUCAGUGGAUGACAAAGACCUUAAGGAGUUCUUCAGGUUCAAGUGUUGGAUAUAAUAUUUUCUACAACUGCAUGAUUUCCAGUGUGAUUAUGGACUUCUUUCU
This is a messenger RNA of Clupea harengus (Atlantic herring), 2233 nucleotides long. RefSeq lists its product as uncharacterized. Gene Ontology annotation, biological process: protein polyubiquitination; ubiquitin-dependent protein catabolic process. Gene Ontology annotation, molecular function: protein binding; ubiquitin protein ligase activity. The record is from RefSeq and is a predicted model, not a curated record. Bases 2 to 2185 code for a protein of 727 amino acids. Lineage: Eukaryota; Metazoa; Chordata; Actinopteri; Clupeiformes; Clupeidae. The transcript has 12 exons.